Geodia barretti is the source of this 753-nucleotide messenger RNA. NCBI's taxonomy places the organism in Eukaryota, Metazoa, Porifera, Demospongiae, Tetractinellida, Geodiidae. The record is from the annotation of a GenBank genome assembly.
AUGCCGACCGCACUGUCCACCGACCUGUACGAGCUGACCAUGGCGGCGGGCCAUUUCGGUGCGGAUACGAAUCGGUCGGCGACGUUCGAGCUGUCGGUCCGAGGGCUGCCGCCGGGGCGCGGGUACCUGCUGGCGGCGGGGAUCGAGCCGGCGCUGACAUAUCUGGAAGAGCUCCGCUUCACGGCGCCGGAGAUCGACUACCUCCGGCAGAUUCCGCAGCUCCGGCGGGUCCCGAGCAGCUUCUUCGACGAUUACCUGCCCGGGUUCCGGUUCACCGGGGACGUGUGGGGGAUGGCGGAGGGUGAGCCGGUUUUUGCGAACGAGCCGUUGCUGCGCGUGACGGCGCCGCUCGUGGAAGCGCAGGUCGUCGAGACGGCUCUUCUGUCGACGGUGCUGUUCCAGACGUCGGUGGCGAGUCGCGCCUCGCGCAUGGUCCGGGCGGCGGCCGGGCGCCCGGUCUUCGAGCUCGGCGCGCGACGCGCGCAUGGUGCAGAGGCCGGCGCGCUCGCGGGCCGCGCGGCGUUCGUGGGCGGUUGCAGCGGGACGUCGGACCUCGAAGCGGGGCUGGCGUUCGGCGUGCCGCUGGCCGGCACGAUGGCGCAUUCCUGGGUGAUGAGCCACGAUUCGGAGACGGAGUCGUUCGUCCGCUUUAUUGAAAUGUACGGCGAGCAGACGGUGCUCCUCAUCGAUACCUACGAUACAGGGCGCGCCGUCGACCGACAGUCGCCGCGGCGCGCUCUCGCUCUGUCGUAG